Messenger RNA from Hirsutella rhossiliensis, 1038 nucleotides. Its product is annotated as PQ loop repeat domain-containing protein. Gene Ontology annotation, cellular component: fungal-type vacuole membrane. The transcript has 4 exons. NCBI's taxonomy places the organism in Eukaryota, Fungi, Ascomycota, Sordariomycetes, Hypocreales, Ophiocordycipitaceae. Bases 1 to 1038 code for a protein of 345 amino acids. The record is from RefSeq and is a predicted model, not a curated record. Gene Ontology annotation, biological process: basic amino acid transmembrane export from vacuole.
AUGGCCCCCCCUGCGCCGACCUUUGGCCUUGACGUCGACGCCAUCUCCGGCAUUUGCGGAUCGAUAUCCAUUGCCUGCUGGGUUGUCGUCUUCUCGCCUCAGAUCAUUCAACAGUUUCGACAGGGAAACGCCGAUGGCUUGUCGAUACAAUUCAUCAUCAUCUGGCUGCUGGGAGAUGUCUUCAACAUUGCUGGAGCGGUCCUGCAGGGAGUCCUUCCUACCAUGAUCAUCCUCGCAAUAUACUAUACCCUGGCCGACAUUGUGCUCCUGGGCCAAUGCUUCUAUUACCGCGGAUUCACGUGGCGCGACGAGGCGCCAUCUCCUCGUAAGCCCGCCGCCAGGGAACCCGACGAGCGGACUACACUUCUCCCCGGCGACGCUCUCGUCGAGCCCCGCGCAUCAGACUGGACGGGCCUCUCGCCUGCCGUUGACCACGUCUCCGAGGCUCCGGAGCCGCGAGCGCCGCCGAGCGCACUGCAGUCGGCCGCGUGGAAUGCAACUAUUGUCGCCAUGGUGUGCGCCGCCGGCGUCUUCGGCUGGUUCCUCGCGACGGGCGGCAGGGCCACUUCAUCCGACCGAGGAGCAGACGACGGGCUCGAGCUCGACGUGCUGGGCCAGGUCUUCGGAUACCUGUGCGCCGUCGCGUACAUUGCGUCGCGCAUGCCGCAGCUCGUCCUGAACUGGCGCCGCAAGACGACCGAUGGCCUGAGCAUGCUCUUCUUCCUGUUUGCCUGCUUGGGCAACGUGACGUACGUGUUGUCCAUCUUUGCCUACGACCCCAAGUGCCCAGGCAGGACCUGCGCGCCGGGCGAGGCUGCGCAGCUGUACGGCCGCUACAUGCUCGUCAACUUGAGCUGGCUGGCGGGCAGCUUGGUGACACUGCUGAUGGACUUGACUGUCUUUGUGCAAUACUUUGCCUACAGGACCGACAACGGCCAGGGGCAGCCGCGCGAGCAGAACGGGCGGCGAGACGGGGCGAGUCGCGGUGAGGAGCGCUGGGAUCGGCCGCUGCUUGAGCGAUCCGACACGAGCAAUUGA